Molecule: messenger RNA, 2067 nt
Organism: Anoplophora glabripennis (Asian longhorned beetle)
Lineage: Eukaryota; Metazoa; Arthropoda; Insecta; Coleoptera; Cerambycidae
Product: 2-hydroxyacyl-CoA lyase 1
Exons: 8
Coding region: 133-1839 (568 amino acids)
Biological process (GO): fatty acid alpha-oxidation
Cellular component (GO): peroxisome
Molecular function (GO): catalytic activity; magnesium ion binding; thiamine pyrophosphate binding
Source: RefSeq, a predicted model, not a curated record
GUAUGUUUUCCAUUUAUAAUUAUUUACGAGUAAUCAAUGUUAUCAUGAAAUCCAUUUUAUGCCACUUUAAAGUUUAGUAUAUCGCACGGUUGUGAGUUGUUUACAGUGUUCCGUCAUCAACUAUCAACAAAAAUGGAGGAUAUAGACGGAAAUAAUGUUUUAGCUCAAGCUCUGAAGAAACAGGGUAUCGAAUAUGUAUUCGGAAUAAUAGGAUACCCAGUCAUAGAACUCAGUAUGGCUCUACAAAUGGCCGACAUACAUUACAUAGGCAUGAGAAACGAACAAGCGGCUUGCUACGCAGCUCAAGCGAUUGGUUACUUGACAGGGAAUCCUGGAGCAGUUUUGGUAGUGUCCGGACCUGGAUUGCUUCACACAUUCGGCGGUCUGGCUAACGCCCAAAUCAACUGCUGGCCGGUCCUGGUUAUCGGAGGAUCAGCUGCACAGGAUCACGAGGGUAUUGGAGGAUUUCAGGAGUGUAAUCAGGUCGAACUUGCCAGACCUUACUGUAAAUAUUCAGCACGACCUCCCAGCAUUUCGUUGAUACCCCUCCACGUUGAAAAAGCAGUUCGUUUGACUAAAAAUGGCAGGCCAGGAGCUGCAUAUUUGGAUUUUCCAGCCAACAUUUUAUCAGGUCGCGUACCUGUGGAUUCAAUUCCUGAUCAAUAUGGACCAACAGCUGCGCCAAUCAUCUAUCCCAACCCAGGAGCUAUACAAGAAGCUGUUGCUGUUUUAUUGAAAGCUAAAAGGCCUCUAGUCAUAGUUGGGAAAGGCGCAGCCUAUGCAAGAGCAGAAAAAGAAGUGAGGGAACUGAUAGAUUCCACAAAUUUGCCAUUUUUAGCUACGCCAAUGGGAAAAGGGGUAAUUCCAGAUACGUCACCAAAAUGUGUAGCAUCUGCCAGAUCCUUAGCGUUACAGAGGGCAGACGUGAUAAUUCUCCUGGGAGCUCGUCUCAAUUGGAUCCUGCAUUUUGGACGACCUCAGAGAUUCUCCCCAGAUGUUAAAGUAAUACAGAUCGACAUCUGUGCGGAAGAGCUUCACAAUAGCGUCAAGUCCGAAGUUGCUAUUCAAAGUGACAUGAAACCUGCAGUUGCUCAGAUUCUAGAAGGUCUCCAAAGGAAUAAGUUCGUAUUUAGUAGCCAGAACGAGUGGUGGAGGGAACUGGAAAAGAAAUGUCAGGAUAAUAAGAAAAUUGUGCAAGCUAUGUCAGCAGAUGUAUCAACUCCACUGAACUACUAUGCAGUCUUCCACAAUUUAUACGAAGCCUUGCCUGACAACUGCAUAAUCGUUAGCGAAGGUGCGAACACUAUGGAUAUAGGAAGAUCUAUGCUGUUCAAUAAUCUACCACGGCAUAGGCUCGAUGCUGGAACAUUUGGAACCAUGGGUGUUGGACCAGGGUUUGCAAUAGCAGCCGCUCUAUAUUGCAGGCAUUACGAACCCAAUAAGAGAGUGAUUUGCGUAGAAGGUGAUUCUGCUUUCGGAUUUUCUGGUAUGGAAGUAGAAACGAUGGUACGUUAUAAGUUACCCAUCACCGUGGUUGUGGUUAAUAAUUCUGGUAUAUACACCGGUAUGGAGCCGGAGAUUUUCAAAGAUAUUCAGGAAAGUGGAGAAAUUACCAAAGUUACACCACCAGGUUGUCUAUCAAGUGUAACCCGUUACGACAAUAUGAUGAGUCUUUUCGGCAGGGUAGGUUUCUUUGUACAAACCGUUCCUGAAUUGAAGAAGGCUGUCAAUGAAGCUUUAAAAAUCAAAGAUGGGCCAACUAUUGUAAACGUCAUAAUCAACCCCACUGCUGAUAGGAAGCCCCAGACGUUCAACUGGUUGACGGAAUCGAAAUUGUAGAAUUGUUCGGUGUAUUGUUGUAUAUUACUUAUUUUUUUUAUUGAAUUAUUUUCGUUGGUGUAUUGUCGAUUGUGAGUUUAAUUAAAAUUGUUGGGCUCUUAAAAUUCGAUGUUUCCUAAGAAAGUGUAUCUUAUUUUUAUUAUAUUAGAUAAGGUAUAGUACAUAGAUAUCUGAUAUUGACAAUUAAUAAAAUUUAAUUGAACUGAAUUAAAAAUGUGUUUUGAGGGA